Radiomyces spectabilis is the source of this 1936-nucleotide messenger RNA. RefSeq names its product P-loop containing nucleoside triphosphate hydrolase protein. NCBI's taxonomy places the organism in Eukaryota, Fungi, Mucoromycota, Mucoromycetes, Mucorales, Radiomycetaceae. The coding region runs from base 40 to 1800 and encodes 586 amino acids. The transcript has 7 exons. The record is from RefSeq and is a predicted model, not a curated record. Gene Ontology annotation, molecular function: RNA helicase activity; ATP binding; nucleic acid binding. Gene Ontology annotation, cellular component: nucleolus.
AGAAAAAAAAAAGCUAUUUUGGCAACCUUUUCAUUUCCAAUGGCUGAAGCGAAGUUACUAGAGCAAUCAGAGACAUUUGCUUCGUUUGAUUUCGAUCCUCGGUUGGCCCGGGCCGUGGCUCAGCUGAACUUCACUCAUCCUACACUCGUACAAGCAAAGGCGAUACCCCUGGCUUUAGCCGGAAAAGAUAUUCUCGCUCGUGCACGGACAGGUAGUGGCAAAACCGCCGCCUACACAUUACCCAUUGUACAAAAGAUCCUAGCAGCCAACGAGAAUGGCGAAACGGAUCCAUCGAUCAAAGCGCUCAUUCUUGUUCCUACCCGCGAACUCGCUGAGCAAGUCACUACACAUCUGAAAAAACUCUUGGUCUAUGCGAAAGAAAUAGUGAAAGUCGUCAAUUUGGCCGGCCAAGUCUCGCCGCAGUUACAACGACCCAUGUUGGCGGAAAAGCCGGACAUUGUCGUAGCUACCCCCAGCAAAGCUUUAAUCCAUCUUGAAUCAGGAAAUAUGGUGCUUCGUGAGUCCUUGCAGAAUUUGGUCAUUGAUGAAGCCGAUUUGGUGUUGUCGUUUGGUUAUGAAGAAGAUUUGCGCAAGGUGUUGACCCAUCUCCCAAAAAUCUUCCAGAGUUUCCUCAUGUCUGCCACAUUUACAAAGGAUAUUGAAGAGUUGAAGCAACUCGUACUCCGACAGCCAGCGAUUUUGAGAUUGGAAGAAGAAGAAGACGAAUCAGAACAUUUAACACAGUAUGCUGUUAGAUGCACUGAAUUCGAGAAAUUCCUUUACACGUUUGUCACCAUCAAAUUACGACUGAUUCGCGGCAAGAUCAUUUUGUUUGUGAAUGAUAUCGAUCGAUGCUACAAGUUGAAGCUGUUUUUGGAACAAUUUUCCAUCAAAUCGUGCGUUUUGAAUUCGGAAUUACCGUUGAAUUCUCGAUAUCAUAUUGUGGAAGAAUUUAACCGUGGUAUCUACGAUUACUUAAUUGCGACGGAUGAGUCGGAACUGAAGGGUGAAGACGACGAGGAGAACAAUGAGGAGCCAAAUGUAGAAGAGCAGGAUGAUGAAUCAAAGACGGAAGAGGAGACUGGUAAAGGUACAAAGAUAAAAAAGAAACAACAAAAGUUCCACAAGGAUAAGGAGUAUGGUGUUUCCCGCGGUGUGGAUUUCCAAGGUGUGACGGCUGUCAUGAAUUUCGAUUUCCCCACGUCGGUCAAAGCGUACACUCAUCGGGUUGGUCGCACAGCACGUGGAGGCCAGCGUGGUAUGAGUUUAAGUUUUGUGGUGGACAAGGAUGAUUCAGUGCAUCACAGAGAAGUGGCUCGUGUGAAGGGCGUCAACGAUGUCGCCGUGUUUGAGCGCGUAGAGAAGCAACAAAAGGCCAAGAACGCCGAGAUCAAGUCUUACACUUACGAUAAAAAGGUCGUGGACGGUUUCCGAUAUCGAGUCCAGGAUGCUCUCAAAGCGGUGACCAAAAUGGCUGUCAAAGAAGCCCGUAUCACAGAAAUUAAACGGGAAAUCCUGAAUUCUGAAAAGUUAAAGUCCCAUUUUGAAGAUAAGCCGAAAGAUUUGGAUUUCCUUCGUCAUGACCAAGCAUUGCAGCCCACUCGUAUUCAGGAACACCUGAAACAUAUUCCAUCUUACUUGAUGCCACGCGUGACCAUGCCCGUGAAUCCGGUCGAAUCCAGUGGAGUCGAUGUCCCCUUCCACAGUGAUAAGAAACGACGACGGAACCAGCAAGGUCACCAUCGUCACGGUGGCAAAAAACAAAGACAUGAUCCCCUCAAAACCAUUCGUCGCAAAUAGAUUACUUUUUAUCAUUCAAUGCAAUUUGUAUAAACAUUUCAACAUGCUUCUGAAAAAGAAAAAGAAAAAGAAAAAAAAGAUAGGCAUUCAUUUAAAAUAAAAUAAGUGUGAAUGAUCGGGUUCCUGGAUCAAUGAG